CUCGUCGUGGAGCAGUGACAAGAGGUUGCUCAACUUUUGAUGGAAAACAGGAGGUCGGACGACUGCUGACUUUAAAGGUGAUAGUGAGCAGAGGUGCUGAGAAUGAUGGAACAUCUCAGCGAAGCGUGUUUGGGCAAGGAGAACUCUGAGCUGGUCAACAGCAUGGCAGAGGCCAAGGCACCGCCGGCCAAGUUGCCCCGGCUGGAGCAGAACGGCAGCCCCCUGGGCCGGGCCAGGCUGGGCAGCACUGGGGCCAAACUAGCCGGGGUCCCGUACAAACCCACCAGCCACCUGCUGAAGACCUGCCACAAGAGAGGCAACAUGCUGCCUGUGUUCUGUGUAGUCGAGCACUACGAGAAUCCCAUGGAUUUUGACAGCAAGGAGGAGCAUGCCGAGUUCGUCCUGGUGCGUAAGGACAUGCUCUUCAACCAGCUCAUUGAGAUGGCUCUGCUGUCGCUGGGCUACUCCCACAGCUCAGCGGCCCAGGCCAAAGGCAUGAUUCAGGUGGGGAAGUGGAACCCUGUCCCCCUGUCAUAUGUGACAGAUGCACCGGAUGCCACAGUGGCCGACAUGCUGCAGGACGUCUACCACGUGGUCACGCUUAAGAUCCAGCUGCACAGUUGUCCUAAGCUGGAGGACCUGCCGCCCGAGCAAUGGAGCCACUCUACAGUAAGAAACGCCCUCAAGGAGUUACUCAAAGACAUGAAUCAGAGCUCUCUGGCUAAAGAAUGUCCCUUAUCACAGAGUAUGAUUUCCUCCAUUGUGAACAGCACUUACUAUGCAAAUGUGUCGGCGGCGAAGUGUCAGGAAUUUGGGCGCUGGUAUAAACAUUUCAAGAAGACAAAAGAUAUGAUGGGCAUGCGCCAACCCUCCCAGCUGGAGGGCUACCUGGGUACGUGUGUCCUCCGAGAGAGCCCGCGUGCCAAUGCACUAGCUGAGAUGGAUGGCCUGUCUGACCUCUCCCCACCCGGCUCUAACCAUAACCACAAUCACCUGGGCUACUCCCAGCAGCAGCAGCCUAUCCCCGGCAGCACAGCAGAGCAGACCCCCUCCUCGCCAGUGCCGCCACUGCCUCACGCUCCACCAUCACACGGUGGCCAGACAGGAGGCCGGCAGCCCCAGCUCCCUGGUCUGCACCACCCAGGCCUGGUGUCGACACCCAUUAGCCCUCAGCUGGUCAACCAGCAGCUUGUGAUGGCACAGAUCCUCAACCAGCAGUAUGCAGUGAACCGGCUGCUGGCGCAGCAGUCCCUAUCGCAGCAGUACCUCAACCACCCACCUGUCAACCGCAGCUCCCAUACCAAGCCCCUGGAGCCACAGGUGGCAUCAAACACAGAGGUGUCCUCCGAGAUUUACCAGUGGGUGAGGGACGAGCUGAAGCGGGCUGGCAUCUCACAGGCUGUCUUUGCCCGUGUGGCCUUCAACAGAACCCAGGGCUUGCUGUCUGAGAUCCUACGCAAGGAGGAAGACCCUAAAACAGCAUCCCAGUCGCUGCUGGUCAACCUGCGCGCCAUGCAGAACUUCCUGCAGCUGCCAGAGGCUGAGCGUGACCGCAUUUAUCAGGAGGAGAGGGAGCGCAGCCUGACAGCCGCCUCUGCAAUGGGCUCAGCUCCACUCAUUAGCACUCCACCCAGCCGACCUGUACAGCCCCGGAGGGAAGACUGUAACAGCGUAAGGCCUGAGGACUGGAAUCCCCGAAUCCCCGUGGGCAUUUCCCCUGUGAAACCGUCACCUCUGCCUAGCGAGUGGAACGGCAAGACAGAGAGCUGCAUCCUUAACAUCAACUCCACCAUCUAUGAUGAGAUCCAGCAAGAGAUGAAGAGGGCCAAAGUUUCCCAGGCUCUGUUCGCUAAGGUGGCUGCUUCAAAGAGCCAGGGCUGGCUCUGUGAGCUGCUUCGCUGGAAGGAGGACCCGUCUCCGGAGAACCGGACGCUCUGGGAGAACCUCUCCAUGAUCCGACGCUUCCUGAGCCUCUCGCAGGCCGAACGGGAUGCCAUCUACGAGCAGGAGAGCGGCGCCGGGCAGCAGCACCACAACGAGCGGCCGUCGCACUUGAUGCACGUUUCCACCGACCAGCUACAGGCGCAGCCGCCCCAGUCACAGCAGCAGCACCAGCCCUCCCUGUCCCUCCAGCACCCCUCCCAGCCCCUUUUGUCCCAGCAGCCUUUGCAGCAACAGCAGCCCACCACCGGCCCGCGGUUGCCGCCUCGUCAACCCUCCACCGCCUCUCCAGCCGAGACGGAGGACGAGGGCAGCCGCGGCGGGACCAUCAAGUCCCGCACCGGCGGAGGGAAGAUCUCCCUGGAGGCUCUGGGCAUCCUGCAGAGUUUCAUCCAGGACGUGGGCCUGUACCCCGACGAGGAGGCCAUCCACACCCUGUCGGCCCAGCUGGACCUGCCCAAGCUCACCAUCAUCAAGUUCUUCCAGAACCAGCGCUUCUACGUCAAUCACCCAGCCAAGGCGCCCAAGGAGCCCAGUAACAACAACAACAGCACUGCAGCCACCACCAACACCAACAGCAGCAGCAGCAGCAGCCCGGCCUUCGAGGAGGACUUGACGGACUUCAGGGAGAGCGGAGAGCUGCUGAAGGAGCUGGACGAGAGCACGCAGACCAACAACACCAUCUUCUCCAUCAAGAUCGAAGAGCAGCUGGGCCGAGGCGCCGAGGCCCAGUCAGAGUUGGAGCACGAGGCCAAGGAGUAGGACUCUCCCCGUCUGAACAUAUACUGAGAGUUUUCUUGUGCACACACAAACUGAUGACCGUGCUAAAUGUAACGCUCUGGCCAACACAGAACCACUGCACUGCAAAUAAAGAAAAGUAGUGUUUUUAAUCAGUACAGCGUACGGACUGUAUGAGGAGUGUUUAUAUAUAUAUACUGUAUCAGUUGCAGACUGGCAGGCUAUGUGAAGUGAGUGCUCACACACUGGAAAGCCCAUUUCAGACUCAAGUACUACUUUUUGGAUUUUGUAAAACUUGUAUUAUUCACUGUAAAGACUGCUGCAUCAUUUAAAUAAUCUGCACAAAAAAUUAUUCUAAGUAUGUUGCCGUGGAUAUUUGCUGACUGCACUCUAUGUCUGUUGUUUUACACUGACUUACUUUAUCUUUUUGAGCUACUGAAUAUAUUUAAAAAGAAAAAAGUCGCCCUGGAGUUUGCUAGGACUUUGAUAGGUGUUUACGUAUGUGAUGUUUAACUGGAUUUUUUAAAAAAUAGAAAAUGAAAUCGAGGACCAAGUGGUAGACAAGGCCUUAAUCAUGAGGUAUCAAGUCUGGAGCCUGCUGGCAGAUUAGUUAUUCUUUUAAAAAGCGCAUAAAGUGAUAAUGGAUCACUCCAAACUCUGGAACUCGAUCACCCAGCCCAGGUGCAUCUCCAAGAAUAGCUCAGUCUUUACAUAUUAUUUGUUAGGGAGGAAAUAUAAAUAUAUAUAUAUACAUAUAUUGUAACUGUAAAAAAAAUACAGUCUUAAAGAAACUAUGCCAACAAAUGCCUUGUACUAUACGGCACUGCCGAUGUUAGAUUAUUUUGCAAAACCUUUGUCACUGUAACUUUCUGAAUUGCCACACAGUUAGAAAUGUGAAUUACACCAUGUUUAUGUUGUCCGACAUUAUUUAUUUGCAGUUCAUGCAGUGUUUCUGAUGUAAUUACUUUUUUAAAAGUUUAUGUUACGUAGCGCUUUUUUAAAUUCCACCAAUCUUUUUUCUAUUUAUAAAUGUAAUUUCGAUGGGCAGUAGAAACAAAAAGUGUCUUAAACGUUUUAAAUGGAGAAAUGUGCUUUAAAGGUUGCCUAUAAAAAGUGCUGUAUGUCAAGCAACUCAUGCUACAAGCUUCACGAUUAAUGUUGUAUGCAAUUUUUACUAUCAUGCAAAUAAGCUUAGGUAAAAAGACUAACCUAUAGAACACCUUAGAAAGAAAAACAUAUGCAAUCUGUGUGAAAAUCGAUGUCUGCGAUGUGUCUUCCUUUGGUUAACAAUCCAAUUCAAAAAGCUAUUCCUGUAUAAAUAUUCUGUAUAAAAGUGUUUCUUUUUUAUGAGUUUAUUUCAAUGAGAACACCAGUUAUUUUGUUACGACUGACUGUUUUAUAAGUGUUUCUCGGUUCCUUUCUUCAGAAAUGUUCUAACUAGAAGUGGUUAUUGAUUGUUAAUUACACAAUUAAACUGUUUGUAUUGUACCACAGAUUUCUUGGCAUUAACUUGACCAGACUCUUUUGACACCAGAGAGGUUUUUUUUUUUUUUCUCCUCUGGAAACAAAAGAUGAAACAAUGUGAAUUGUUUUAAAACCUACUGGUGAGAUAUCAUCCCCAGUUACUGACUCAUUCAGCUGCAGUCGCUCAACACGUUAUUUGUAAUAACUGUAAAUAUCACAUCUUAUGAAUCAUUGAUUGUUUAUUAUUGUAAAUAUAUUUGAAGUUUGUGCAAGAGCUCAACGUACAUAGUUGAAAUCAACGUUCUGUCGUGCCUCUUCCUCUCCAACCGACUGUACCUGGGCUCUUCUGCAUCUUCACUUCUACUGAGUGUAUCUGGAGCACCUGUGAAAUCUGAAAUAAAUAAAUGUUGGGUGUGAACACCUGUAAUAGCAAAGCCCUCCGCAGGGAGUUAACUUAUAAAAACAGCACAGGUGUCCUGACCUCACUGUGAACCCGAGGUGAGGCCAGGUGUCUGCACCUUUAGGAAAUUACCCUCACCUGUUAACACCCUGAGAUAUGUG
Messenger RNA from Xiphias gladius (swordfish), 4704 nucleotides. It is a transcript of the gene satb1b, whose product is annotated as DNA-binding protein SATB1. Bases 103 to 2703 code for a protein of 866 amino acids. The record is from RefSeq and is a predicted model, not a curated record. Lineage: Eukaryota; Metazoa; Chordata; Actinopteri; Istiophoriformes; Xiphiidae. The transcript is spliced from 13 exons. Gene Ontology annotation, biological process: chromatin remodeling; regulation of transcription by RNA polymerase II. Gene Ontology annotation, molecular function: RNA polymerase II cis-regulatory region sequence-specific DNA binding; DNA-binding transcription factor activity, RNA polymerase II-specific.